GUGUAUCUAUACUUGACUUUGACUAGCUUUUGACGUGAUGUCAUUUCGGUGUAACAUGACAGCAAAUAGGACCCAGCAGAGCUCUCCGGCGAACCUCACCUGUCCCCAAACGCACUUUUACUUUUCCACCUGAAGUCGCCUGCAGAAUCCCGACAUCUGUCAGACUUAAAGAUAACGGCAUGUUUCCAGUAUUGCUCUGCAGUUUGUUGCUCCUGCACGGCUCGCUCGGUGAGAUCGUGUUCCGCUGCCCGAGCUGCACCGCGGAGCGCCAGGCGGCGUGUCCCAAGCUCACCACCUCUUGCGAGAUUGUCAGGGAACCGGGUUGCGGUUGCUGUCCUGUUUGCGCCCGGCAGAAGGGCGAGCAGUGCGGCGUCUACACGCCGAGAUGCGGGAGCGGUUUGAGGUGUUACCCGAGCGCGAAUUCAGAGUUACCGCUGGAGCAGCUGAUACAGGGACUCGGACGAUGCGAGAACAAAGUGGACCUGGAGCCCACCAUGACCAACCAGGAGUCAGGACACAGUGGAGAAUUAAAUGGCACGCGGUCCCCUCCAGUAAAAAAGCCUGGCAAAGAAAACAGCUACCAGCACAUCAAGGAAAUAGCUGUGAAGCAGCAUCUCAACAACAAGAGGACCAGAAUGUACAACCCCCAGGAUGAUCCCAAAACACCUCACCCCAGACAGAGUCAGUGUCAACAGGAGCUGGACAGAGUGUUGGAGAACAUCUCCCGAAUGACGUUCCAUGACAACAAGGGACCUUUGGAAAAUCUUUAUGACCUGAAGUUCCCCAACUGUGACAAGACAGGACAGUACAACCUUAAGCAGUGCAACAUGUCCAGCCACGGACAGAGGGGCGAGUGCUGGUGCGUCAACCCCUACACUGGUGUCCAGAUACCCUCGUCCCCCAAAGUGAGGGGGGACCCCAACUGCAGCCAGUACUACGGCGGUCCCGAGCUGGAACCGCCCACCAUCCAGCAGAAAUAGACGAGAAAAGGGAGACGCCCCGGGUCGCAAACGAGGAGAGUUAAAGCGAGUGCGAGAGCGAUGUGCAUGUGUGUAAUUCUGUACGUGUAUGUGUAUGUAUAUUUUCGCAAUAGUAUGAUCUGUAUUGUCGAUAGGAGUGUGGAAAGUCACAUGCCAGCAAAGACAAGCAAGUCAAAGACAGGUAGUUAAACCUCCCCCAUCUCAAAUCCAGAUAACCAUACUCCAAAUUUAACUCUGAGUGAUUGUUUUUUUCUGCCUAUUUAUAGGCUUGUCCGGUGCCUUUUAAUCUUGUGACUGAAUCUGGUUGCAGGGAGACGCUUAUACAGCACUUGCAGCUGUUCGGUGUGAAGAUGUGUCCCUUUAAUUCUCCCUUUUGUCUUUGGAGACCUAAUAAAAACGGUGGCGCGUUUUUUUGCACCAUUGGUUGCCAUAAACAAACAGCAACUGAAAACGCACAACGGCAGCUUGACAUAGAUUUAAAAGUCAAUCCCAAAUUUUUGAAACCAAAAAUUUUGAUAUAGAAAGCCGAGAGGUUGUGUUUUUUUGGAUGAUUGUGCAAGAGGGGCUGGAAAUGUGCUUUUUGGCCAUUUUGACUACUUGAGUACCCGACAGAUUAAUCAGCCAUGAGUACUCAAGUGUUUGUAGAUAGGCAUCUUUUCCGCAUGAGUGCUGCAUUUAAGACCAUGCAUUCAAAACAUUUUUAAAAUGUGUGUCUAAAACACUGCUUUUGUUUCCACUGAGUUGCUUUGGGCUGAAAGUCGCCACAUACGUGAGUUGCAAUACGGUGUCACCGCAAAUUGCCACCAGUUGGAGUGCAAGGUACGAAAGGCCCAAAAUGUCAAACAAUCACUAAAUAAAAUAACGAGGCCCCUUUUUUGGCACAUAUUACUGAUCUUCAAUCAGCAUCCUAUGUUUUGAAGUUCAGGUGUGUUUUUACGAUCGAUGAUUGCUGUCGUUUCCAAGUACUCAAGUUCUGGCCAUCCCAGUUCUUGGCGGAUGAUAGACCUCUGUUCUUGUGCUGCUUUUCUACCAUGUGGUAGAAUGCAGGUGGUGUAUGUGUGUGUUUGUAGAGUGGGGAUCAGCGUUUACUAAUGAUGUGCUGACAGAGGGCUAGAUUAGGACACAGGGCUGACAUUGACAAAUGUGAUAUAAAGUGGGUUAAGUGCCUAUAAAUAAACACAGGUUUGCCUGCAGUGCCAGUGGGCUGUGCCUCACCUUGCUUCACUCUCAUCUGCAGAGGGAUGUGUUGGGGGUUGGCAAGGGUGAUUUUGCCCAGUGUAAUGGUUGAAUGGGGUUAGCUGAAGAGUCCUGUGAAGGAAUGUGAAGUGGUGCAUGGGUUUAGUAAGCUUGUUUAACCAAUGCUUGUACCAUUUUUCCCCUACAUUCAAUGUAUUCCUUAAACAAUCCAAUGCAACAGAAUCGUCUAAAAUAAAAAAAUAACAAAAAAAAACAAAAAUAAAUAAAGAAAAACAUUUGACGGUACUACUGGCUUAAAAUUGGCUCAGUUGGUCAUAAAGAUCCAAAAGAAAACUGCAAACAAUAAAGUAACAUACAGUGGGAUCCAAAAUGUGAACCUGGUAUUCAAAAUCUAAUUUAAACCUAGAAAUAAAAUAAGGUUUUAGGAUUCUGAACAUUUUUAAACAGGAAAAAAAAAUCAAAUUCUGUAAUAUCUAGAUCACUAAUCAGUAAGUAAAUUUGUCAAGUUAGGGGUCAGAAAGAUUGUUCUAUUUUUGUCAUGGAAAAUAUAAAGUGCCCCAUUAUGUCAUUUUUAGGGUUUUUAAUAUUGUUUUGGGAGUCUCCUAUAUUAGGUUUACUCAAAAUAUGCAUUUAAUAUCAUCUCAUUUUCCAGCGAUUCUCAAACAAUUUGUUUGAAGCAGUUCUAAGAUUCAGUCUCACUAAACCACUCCUUUCUGAGAGCCUACUCUGCUCUGAUCUGAGUCUGUUUUUAAACAGGAAAAAAAAUCAAAUUCUGUAAUAUCUAGAUCACUAAUCAGUAAGUAAAUUUGUCAAGUUAGGGGUCAGAAAGAUUGUUCUAUUUUUGUCAUAGAAAAUGUAAAGUGCCCCUAUUAUGUCAUUUUUAGGGUUUUUAAUAUUGUUUUGGGAGUCUCCUAUAUUAGGUUUACUCAAAAUAUGCAUUUAAUAUCAUCUCAUUUUCCAGCGAUUCUCAAACAAUUUGUUUGAAGCAGUUCUAAGAUUCAGUCUCUCUAAACCACUCCUUUCUGUGAGCCUACUCUGCUCUGAUCUGAGUCUGUGUUGUGUUUUUUUUUUUUUUUUUUUUUUUUUUUUUUAAUGGUUUCAGAGGAUCUGUGCAAGAGGGGCUGGAGAUGUUCUUGCCCAUUUUGACUACUUGAGUACCCGACAGAUUAAUCAACCAUGAGUACUCAAGUGUUUGUAGAUAUGUAUCAAACCGGCAUGUUUACUGCAUGAGUGCUGCAUGUUUAAGAUCAUGCAUUCAAAACAUUUUCAAAAUGUGUCUCUAAAACACUGUUUUUGUUACUGUACUCUGAUUGGUCAGAUGGUCCAGUCUGUUGUGAUCGGUCUCCCACAUACAGCACAUCUCAGAAACGAUAUGCUCAUUGCCAUACUUCUGUAUUUUGAACGCUUGAUAGAAAAUAUAAACAUCUAUCAUUUAUCAUACUUACGGGUUGUAAUUUAGUGGAGCCAGCUGGUCUAAAUAACCUGGGUACUGAGCCAUCUUUCAUAAGCAAGAGUUUUGUGAAUCUUGCAAUGAACUCCUCGAGAUUAGAGAUGUAGUCGGCAGUUAAAUGACUUGUUUGAGGGCGGGUCAAGUUGUUUGUGGCUGGCCAACGUAGAACAUAGGUGCAUGUUAUGCAAAUGUGCUACCCAGUGAUGUGCAGCGGUCACAGAAGUUGAAUUCGAAUUACUUACAACUUGUUUAUGCUGUUUAAAGCCAAUUCUGAUUCUUUCUUUUGGGAGACAAUAAUUUAUCGUGCACUUUUGGUUUUACAACUUUGUAGAUAGUUUGCAUUCACAUACACCCUUAUGAAAAUUAACCAUGGUUUUUCUACAAAUAAAACCAAAAAAAACACGGUUGCUAUAAUUAAGCUAUGAUAACUACAGAUUAACAGUGGUUUUGCUACUAACCAUAGUUUAACAAUUUGCAGUAAAACUGUUGUUAUACAAAUGGUCACCAAAAGUACACCAAAAAAAAACAUGGUUUCUACACUUUUCCUAUAGAAAAACUAUGGUUAAUUUUCGUUGGAAAUGGCAUAAUAGAGGCACUUUAAAAAACAGAAUUCUAUAUCCUUGCUUAAUAAAAAUAUCAGUUUCUUAAAAAAAAAAAAAAAAUCUUACUGACCCCAAAAUGAUGCAAAAUAGAAGCAUUCUAGUGUCUAAAUAGAUGUGACCAGUGGGAUUUAUUGGGUUAACUUACAACUAAAGCUCUGUCAGCAGGUGUAAUGUCCUGUUCACAUGGACACACAGCGGUUUUACCGCUGAAUGCCCCCAGAUCAAUGUACUUUUGGAUUGUGCUGUUAGUGUUCCUACUAUGCUAUGCUCUGACGUCAUUGGUGGCCUGUGUAAAAGCUUCUGAAAAUCUGAUGACAAAUUUGACAAGGAUCCAGGUGCUGCUUAUAAAUUAAACUUUUGAAAUUCUAAUUUCUGUAUUUUCAGUGUAGCCUUUUGGAAGCCACUGUAUGUGACCUUAUUGCCAUAUCAUUGGAAGCUGGCAUCACUGUCAGGGAGAACAACAAUCAGUGGUUGUUAAAGGGCGGCAGAUGUAACAUUGAUUAAGUUAUAUUUUCAUUCACAACCCAUAUCUCUUACUCUUUAUAUCUCUUCCCCAUCUGUCUCUCCCUUCCUCUCCCUCUCUGCGAGCGUUGAAUUGAACAGCUCAAUCCAGAAAUAGAAGUCGAUUAAGCUUUAACAUUGAUCCUAACGUGUUAGACAGUGUUCAGCCCAGCAUUUGCUUUUGUAGCUUAGCCUUUAUGAUAUAUUACCACAUUAACCUUCAGUAUCUUUCACAGCAUUACCACAUCUCGCUCGCCCUUAGUAGUAGCUUUUAUGUAUUUACUUUAUUUAGUUAGUGCCAUGCUAACUACCGCAACAGACUGGCUCUCCGAGAUCAUGCAGUCUCGUGUGAUUUUUGGUGCCUCACGGAUAGAUUUGCUGAGACACGGGCUACGAGUUUUCCGUUUCGGUUUGUUUCCAAAAUAGAUCGCUGCCUGCCCUCCGGUGGCACAGUAAAUUUUACGGUAGCUCGAGUUUGGCCUAGUUUGAAAACAGUGCGAAACCAAUCCCUGUGGUUUUCGGGCAUAUUGAUUUGCCAGAGCGGUUCCAAUGGGAUGGAAGUGUUCACGUAUGCGUGUGUGUGUGUUUGUGUGUGUGUGUUUGUGUGUACUUGUGCGAACGUUUCGAUGCUGUGCCAUGCCUGGAGCCAGUGUGACGGUGGGAAGGAUUGCUUGCCAUCUGGUGCAGUGUAAAACUGUCAGAGCCGGUCUCUGCUUUCGGAGAGUCUCACACAAAUGACAGGGGGAAUUUCUUGAGCAAAUCCAAACGCCUUGUGCCAUGCCAGCAUCUCACAUGCCGCCUUUUUUUCUGUAAUUCAUUGCGUAUCCUGUGUGUCACGAGAUGCGGUGGUAUUAAAUAACAUACAUUACUCAAAGCAUGCUCCUUGUGUCCACUUGUCAUGCGAAUGGUGCAUGAACUGAGUUUUCUGUACAACUGCAAUGGAAAAAGCCAUAAAUGCAUGCAAAAAUAGACAUUGGUUUUAAAAUCUUGUAAUAAAAUCCAGCAUGAUUAAAUGUAUUACCUUUCAGACCCAUGA
Molecule: messenger RNA, 5766 nt
Organism: Labeo rohita (rohu)
Lineage: Eukaryota; Metazoa; Chordata; Actinopteri; Cypriniformes; Cyprinidae
Gene: igfbp2b
Product: insulin-like growth factor binding protein 2b
Exons: 4
Coding region: 180-980 (266 amino acids)
Biological process (GO): regulation of insulin-like growth factor receptor signaling pathway
Cellular component (GO): extracellular region
Molecular function (GO): insulin-like growth factor II binding; insulin-like growth factor I binding
Source: RefSeq, a predicted model, not a curated record